Molecule: messenger RNA, 3760 nt
Organism: Scylla paramamosain (green mud crab)
Lineage: Eukaryota; Metazoa; Arthropoda; Malacostraca; Decapoda; Portunidae
Gene: Skeletor
Product: protein Skeletor, isoforms B/C-like
Exons: 13
Coding region: 81-2156 (691 amino acids)
Source: RefSeq, a predicted model, not a curated record
GGAGCCAAUGGGAGGAGCAGUGGGCGGGGCCAUGCGGUACAGCUGAAGUCGGCGUGCGGGUUGGUCAGUGUGUCACAAACAUGGGAAGAAGAAGGAACACACUGGAGCUCUCCUGGUGCCUCGCCGUGCUGGCCUGCCUCGUCUCUGGAGGCGCGGCCAAAGGCUACUACGGCACUCGCAUCGGACGCCUGGAGCCCCUACACCACCAGGUCAAGGGUGAGGUGUACGCAGUGGACUCCCGCACCAUUCACAUCCGCGGCUUCUCCUACGAUGGCACUGCCCCGGACGCCUUUUUCUACGCCGGCUCGACCCAGACCCCUAGCAACGACGGCUUCAUCAUCCCCGACGAGAACGGAGGAGUCCAGCCGCUGGGGUUGUACAGGAACAAGGACGUGACCCUGACGUUGCCUGAGGGGAAGACCCUGAAGGACAUCAAGUGGAUCUCCAUCUGGUGCCGCGCCUACUCCAUUGACUUUGGCCACACGAUGGUCAGCAAGAAUCUGGACUACCCGCGCCCUCAGAAGAUCGACGCCCUGCCAACCUUCCAGCACGGCCUUAGCUCCGACCGCGUGGUGGUGGUGGACGCCCAGACCUUCCUCGUUCCUAACUUCAACUACGACGGACUGGGACCGGACGCCUACUUCUGGGUGGGCAAGGGGUCUCGUCCAGACAACAACGGCAUCGUGGUGCCUGACGAGAACGGGUCCGAGGAGCCUCUGAAGAAGUACUCAGGCAAGACCAUCGUCAUCACUCUGCCCGGUGAGCUGACAGUCUUCGAUGUCGACUACCUCGGUGUGUGGUGCCGCGCCUUCUCCGCCAACUUCGGCCACAUCCUACUCCCGUCCUCCCUCAACGUCCCGCCCUCCCUCAAAAUGCUCGGCGUGGCGCCCCAGACCAAGCUGAACUGUGAGGUGCUUUGGGACGACCUGGCGCUGGAGGUUCGCUGGGCCGUGGCCGGAGAGAGUAUCGUGAUGCAGUUGGUGGGCAGGAUCGAUGAUGGCCAGUACAUGUCAUUUGGAACGUCCGGGAAUCCCUCAAGGUCGGUGAUGGUGGGCGGCGAUGUGGUGGUGGCGUGGCUGGAUCAGGCUAGCGGCAGAGGUGAGGCGCAGGACUACCACCUGGGUGCCAAGGCUCAGUGCCAAGGGGGCCGUGGUUCCUGUCCCGAUUCUGAGAUCCAGGGCAGCCGCAACAAUGUCCGUCUCCUGAACGCUGCUCUCAUCAACGACUUCACAAUGCUGACCUUCCAACGCCCCCUCGCUGCCGCCGACCCCACAGACAUGCCCAUCCUCACCAAUGGUUCCCAGGCCGUAAUCUGGGCAGUGGGUCCUGUCAACUCCCAGGGCCACACCUCCUACCACUCCCUGCGCCUCAGAGGUAACAUGAUUGUGGACUUUGGGAGGACACCAGAGUGGAACUGCCCAGUGCCAGAGGAUACACCCCAGUCCAAGCCCCAGAGUGGCCCCAGCAAGCCGCCACCCGCCCCAGAGACUAACAACGCCUGGUACAUUCCGCCCAUCCCUUGCAACGAGCCUGAGGAUGGCGUCAUGUAUGCCCAGAUUGGUCCCACUGGCGGCGAUAGUGGCUACAACUCCAUCACAGGACACGUGGGCUGGGGCAUCGCCUGGUACAUCAAUGGCCUCCUCAUCCCGGAGAUCCAUGUGGUGCGCGGCAAGACCUACACUUUCGUGGUGGAGGGUGGCAACAACCCCGACAGACCCGAGCGUGACCACCCAUUCUACAUCACUGAUGACCCCGAGGGAGGCUAUGCAUUCAAGACACCUGCUGAACGGGAGCGGAUUCGAGUGUUUGCCGGUGUGGAGCAGGAUAGGGAAGGCAAGCCUGUGCCCACUGGCCUUGGUCGUCUCUGUGAGUGGGUGGAGGACCCGAACCAGCCAGCAGGAGCUUUCAACUCCUUUGGGGCCUACCAGCGCACACUGCAGCUUAACUGUGAGGAGGGCCAGCCUGGUGUGCUGCAGUGGACCCCUGAUGCCAACACCCCAGACACUGUGUACUACCAGUGUUUCACUCACCGUUACCUGGGCUGGAAGAUCCGCGUCUUGGACAGGUGUGAGUUUGAGGAGUUGGCUGCUGCAGGCUCUGACACAAACCCAGUGGUGGUGCCAAGCCCUGCUGCUUCAGGUACGCCUUCUAAUUAACCUGCCACCCUCCCAACUCCUCACACCAUCCUCCAGGGGCUUCCUACCAUUGCUUACCAUUUCCCUGCACCUCCCCCCAGCAUCCCUGCCCUGAGUCUCCCAUCACCACACACAUAUCAGGGUUCCUGUACCUCAGUUUAAUGAAUGGUGAAUCAAUAAAGGGCUUGAAAAGGGAUAGAUUUAACAGAGAUUUGGAAAUUGGGAGGAGGAAAUAAUUGGUGUAGUUUUCCAUAUACUCAAAGUUAUCAACAGACUGGGUAACUCUGUUCAUUUAUUCAUUUAAUUUCUCAUAUAGAACAUUAAAAAUAAAAAACCCAUUUGACUUCAUUACUUAAAUUUAUAUUGAUGACUUGUAUCAAAGACAAGGAAUUCCUUGUGAGGCUGGGAACAGGAGUCAGUAAUUCAAAGUCCAAUCUUGAUAGUAACUUGUGAACUGACUAGGUACUGAAACUAUGUGUUGCAUAACAUUCCCAUCUAUGAAUUUUUCAUGAAGUAAUUCUUCAGAUGUGCCUUAAGUUUUCUCACGCACUUUUCACCAGAAGGAAUCCAUCCUAAGAGUAGCACUCUGACUCCCUUAACUGUAACUCUACUCCCCACUACCUAAGUUUGCAGCCUCCAGGUACCUCACUAUCUCCUGUGACUGCUGUAAGUAAGGUUAAUCAUCUCAACCCACCCUGAGCUUCCUUAUAUAAAAUACAUUUAUAAAUAUUCUAGUGCAUUAGAUGUAUACUUAUGUAUCAGGAUGUCUGUGUAGGUCAGAUUUUCUCUCUCUCUCUCUCUCUCUCUCUCUCUCUCUCUCUCUCUCUCUCUCUCUCUCUCUCUCUCUCUCUCUCUCUCUCUCUCUCUCUCUCUCUCUCUCUCUCUCUCUCUCUCUCUCUCUCUCUCUCUCUCUCUCUCUCUCUCUCUCUCUCUCUCUCUCUCUCUCUCUCUCUCUCUCUCUCUCUCUCUCUUCCUCUCUCUCUCUCUCUCUCUCUCUCUCUCUCUCUCUCUCUCUCUCUCUCUCUCUCUCUCUCUCUCUCUCUCUCUCUCUCUCUCUCUCUCUCUCUCUCUCUCUCUCUCUCUCUCUCUCUCCACUUACUGAAAUGAUGUGCACAGUUCCCUUGCCUGUGUUCUGUGUGAAGGUGUGUAGGGCAGUGUGGGCUGGGCCAAAAGGUUCCUGGGCCAGCACCCUUGCCUUGGGUUGUGCUAAUGAUGCCAGUACAUGUUUGUUUGGAAUCUGAUUCUUAUGUUCAAGUAUUAUUUGUUAAAGAAUUUUCAACUUACUAACACAUACUUACCAGAUCCUCUCUAUCUGUGUAUAGUCAUUUAUUAUUUUAAGUUUUCUUUUGUUGUGUGGGGUCUGUAUCACCCUAACAAUAUUGAACAGUGUCUUCAUGCUGUCUGUCCUCCAUAUAUGUCAGCCUAGUUAAAAGUUACCUGUUCUUUAAUAUAGUUUACAUAUUAAUGUGUGAUAUACAUAUCUGUUCUUCUAAUGAAUGUUGAAUGUGUGUGUGUGUGUGUGUGUGUGUGUGUGUGUGCGUGCGCGUUUCUCUUUACUGGGUGAUGGCCAAGUGUUUAAUGGUGGUAAGAAAUGUCCCCAGUGUGGGUUUGUUCAACCUUCACAA